AUGGAGGAAUAUGGUAUUCAAUGGGAUUUCACACGGUAUAAUCGAUCUUCUGAUAAAAAGAAGGUUAAGUAUCGUGUUGCUACAGCAUAUGACAUUAAAAUAUUUAAACAAUGUCCAGUUUUGUCCCUAUUGAAUCUCAAAAAUGAUCAAUCAUACUAUAAAAAUAUGAGAUCGAUUGUAGAAUCUAUAUCAGGUAAGAAUUUCCCUGAUCCUCAAAACCAAAAGUCAGCAUUUUUAUCAAAAAUUAAGGCAAAUAAAAAAAUAUUGACGCCUGAAACGCCAGAGGAAGUGAUGGAUCACAUAAGCCUGCUUCCCAAUACAUUCGAUAUUUAUCAAUACAUGUAUAAUUUUCAAGAAAGUUUACAAAAACCCCAACUUUUUUUUGAGACAACGAAAUUAGUAAUCAAUAGCAAAAAAAUUGUGCACAACAUAGAAUUAUACGAACAAUUAUUUGUACACCUCUCGCCAUUUUUACUUCAAUUCAAAUCCAACCCUGAUUAUCAUAUCUUUGAACAGCAAUGCAUUAUCAUGAGCCUUUUUGAAGCAAUUGUGCUUAGUUAUCCCAUAGAAUUAAAGCAAUACGCCGCAUUUGUAGAGAGAGUAAUCAAUUGCUUUAUAAAUUUAAUUAUUCAUUCCCGCGAAAGUAUACAAAUGUGUGCAUGGAGAUACCUCACAUUUAUCGUAAAAGUAGCUGUAUUCCGUGUUAGUGAACCUGUUGCUGUUAGUUUAGUGGAAAAUAUCGUUACAAAGAUUAUUCACAUACCGCAGAUUCAUCAGAUGCUUUACCACUUACUAGUUACGAUGAAAGAUGUCUUUUUUCUCCCUGUCAUUUACUUUUCUUCUCAAAUUUUGAAAAGAGUUGAAUUUGAUCAGCGAGAUUUGCAAAAUAUCAUGAAUGUUUGCAGGAAGAACCCAAGGAUCAGACGUCCUUUUCCUAUCAUACGAUAUAUGCUGCAACAUUCCAUUUAUCCGUCUGAAAAAACUUCAAUUUGUUUUUUGAUCUUGAGUGAAAACAAAAGAUACUUCAAGACAUGCAAGUUUUUGGUCAGAUGGUCGAGAGUAUAUAUAAAAAGAACCUUCCAAUGGCUUGUAAUCGCUAGAAAAGCAAAUAGAUAUUAUCAUUUUCGCAGAUACGUUGCUUACAACCUUUGGAAGCUCUACAACCUCAAUAUACCUAAUAUAUCUGAAUCUAUUGAGGUUGCUGCAUCUUCUCUUUUGUAUUUUUACCCAAAUUUUCCGGAUGUGGCCGGAUAUUUCCAGAUUUCCACAAUUGAGCCUGAGUUCCAAGAAGAAUUCAAAUAUCUAUGCUAUAACAUGGAUAAUUUGAAAUUUCAAUUAUUAUAUCCGGCUGGUUGCUUCAAACCACGUGAAGAAGUUGACAACAAGCCGCAACAGACUCCCGAGGGUUCCGAUGAUGAAAAUAAUGACAACUAUGAUCAGAAUCAUAAUUCUCAGUAUAAAGUUGAUGGAAACUUGGAUUCAGACGAAUUAAAUGAAGAAAAUGAACUUAUAGAGAACUAUGUUCAAUUUGAAUUCCCUCCUGUUGAGUAUUCCUCUGUAAAUUCGACCAAAUCUUUUACGAAGAAGAGUAACAUCAGAAAGCGCCCUGCCACUUAUGUGCCAUUUUUGAUAUUGGUCAUUGCAAUGUUCUCCUAUUUCGUUUGGUUUGCUUAUUUUCAAUAUGCAAAGUAUUAA
This is a messenger RNA of Trichomonas vaginalis G3, 1695 nucleotides long. RefSeq lists its product as uncharacterized. Lineage: Eukaryota; Parabasalia; Trichomonadida; Trichomonadidae. The record is from RefSeq and is a predicted model, not a curated record. The transcript has a single exon. The coding region runs from base 1 to 1695 and encodes 564 amino acids.